Planococcus citri (citrus mealybug) is the source of this 1288-nucleotide messenger RNA. Its product is annotated as venom protease-like. Gene Ontology annotation, biological process: proteolysis. The transcript is spliced from 3 exons. NCBI's taxonomy places the organism in Eukaryota, Metazoa, Arthropoda, Insecta, Hemiptera, Pseudococcidae. The record is from RefSeq and is a predicted model, not a curated record. Gene Ontology annotation, molecular function: serine-type endopeptidase activity. Bases 156 to 1079 code for a protein of 307 amino acids.
AAUGAGAGUAUAGUUUCUGCAUGAAAGCGAUCAGUGCUACUUGUAGUACUUGGUUAUGAUAAAAAUUGUCUUUCAUGUGCAAGUCCAGUGUAUUCUGUUGAAGUUUACUUCUCUCGUCGAGUUUUAAUUUGAAUCGUUGAAUUUUCAAGUUGAAAAUGAAAUCUCUUCAAAGUGUGUAUUUGUACGCGUUCGUCUUAGCUUUAAUAUUGUGCCUACACAGUGAAUACUGGGUGUCUUCGCAAUCUUGUGAUACGUGGAGUUAUUUCACACUAGUAGAUUCUGGUACUAAUUACUCGUCAUGUAAUUAUUCUAACUUGGAAGGUGUACGAAUUCUUCCGGGAGUCGUAUCUGAACGUAAAUUUGGGCAGCAUUCUUAUUUAGGCGCUCUAGUGUUGCCUUCCGUAAAUCCAGUCGUAUGCGAAAUUGUUCUGAUAGAUCAACUAUGGGGCUUAGUGGCAGCUCAUUGCGCAGUAAAACUUCAAGCCAAGUUGAAUGAUACGUUUGUUCAAUUUGGCGAUGAUUCUUCGGAGAAAGUUAUAAUUAAUGGAACUCAGGUGUAUCCUGCAUACAUAGGACUUGACAGAAUUUUACCCCAUCCAGAAUUCGAUAAAAGUACUCGUAAAAAUGAUAUUGCACUCGUUCGUUUCAAGAAACCUGUUACCUAUUCAAAAUAUUUGAGUGCUGUAUGUCUACUGGUUGGAAACAAUACCCCUUCUGAUAGUUUUUAUGAAUCUCAAUCAGUGCUGUUUGUUGGAAUACGUAACUACACUCGUGAAAAGGUUACGUGGAAAGAUAAAUUGAUCAAUACUAUUGGAACGUCACAGUGCAGAAAAGAAAUCAACGAUGCAUUCAAUGAAGAGAUCGACAGUCGAGUCAUUUGCCUAGAAAAUGAACGAAGAGAGUGUUUCGGUGAAGAAAGUGGAAUUGCAUUACUUGUUAUGAAUAGUGUAGUUUAUUUAGGCGGAAUCUUAUCCCGCGCCUUUGAAUGUGGACUACACGAGAAAAUUUAUUUAUAUCCAGCUAUUUUCACGAAAACUGCGAGCUACAUGGAAUUUAUACGUAACACGACAGUGGUCUGAUAGGUGUUUUCGUCUACUGUAAUAUUUAUUAAUAGUAUCCAAUUAUCGUUGCUCAACUUAAGUAUUACUCAUAAUGACGUACGAUGUGUAUGAUUUCUGUACCUACUUAUAAUAUUACCAAUUAACUACUUAACUAUAUCCAUUCGCUCGAUUAACUAUUUUCAUGGCUCAUAUUAUCAACUGAUAAUAAAGAUUGAUAUUGAAAGAAA